Molecule: messenger RNA, 627 nt
Organism: Acanthamoeba castellanii str. Neff
Lineage: Eukaryota; Discosea; Longamoebia; Acanthamoebidae
Product: enoylCoA hydratase/isomerase, putative
Exons: 4
Coding region: 1-627 (208 amino acids)
Source: RefSeq, a predicted model, not a curated record
AUGGACCUGGGCGGGGGCAACCAGGCCGACAUGUCGCAGCAGCUCGAGCAGGGCACCGGGCCGGCCGGCGCCAUCGAACUCUACGAGCGCUUCCGCAACUGCACCAAGCCGCUCAUCGCGCGCAUCAACGGGCCCGCGCUCGGAGGCGGCUGGGGCUUGGUCUUCACUGCCGACAUACGAGUGGCAACCAAGGACGCCUGGUUCUGGUUCGCCGAGGUCAAGCGCGGCCUGGUGCCGGCGAUCAUCUCGGCCUACAUCGUCCCACAAAUCGGUGCGUUUCGGGCGAAGGAGUACAUGCUCACGGGGAAGAAGAUGAGCGCGCAGAAGGCCUACGAGCUGGGCUUCGUCUCGGCCCUCGUGGAGAACGAGCAGGAGCUCGAUGCCAAGGUGAAUGAGUACGUCGAGGAGCUCCUCUCCAGCGCGCCCACCGCCAUGGCCGACAUCAAGCACCUCGUCAACCACGUCUCAUCGCACUCGCACGAGGACAACCUCAAUGAGGUGGAGAAGGUGUUUGGCAAGAUGGUGCACUCGGAGGAGGCGCUCUACGGCAUGUCGUGCUUCGCCCAAAAGAAGAAGCCCGACUGGGCGGCAUUCCACAACAACGAGAAGGACAAGGCAAAGCUGUGA